Molecule: messenger RNA, 1158 nt
Organism: Biomphalaria glabrata
Lineage: Eukaryota; Metazoa; Mollusca; Gastropoda; Planorbidae
Product: magnesium-dependent phosphatase 1-like
Exons: 7
Coding region: 159-746 (195 amino acids)
Molecular function (GO): acid phosphatase activity
Source: RefSeq, a predicted model, not a curated record
ACAUUACAUUAUACAUAACAUGGCGUUUAUAACAAACGUUAGCUAUAGACUAGUAGUCACUAAGUCUAGACUCUAAAAGCAGUUUUUUGGACGCCCUGACCCUGCCCUUAGUUAUAUAUAAGUUAUAAUGACAUUAUGUACUUUUUGAAAAGCUUCUUAUGAUUCUGAUUUCAUCUCUUGUACUGAAAAGUUCCUUUGUCAGAAGCUUAGGAAACUGUAAAACUUUUUCAAGUUUUGCAAUGGUUGAACCAAAACUUAUAGUUUUUGACCUUGAUUACACCCUCUGGCCUUUCUGGGUUGACACUCAUGUAGAUCCACCAUUUCAUAAAACAAGCGAUGGUAAAGUCUAUGAUGCUCACCAACAGCGUGUUAAGUAUUAUAAAGAGGUCCCUGAUAUCUUAAACCAUCUCCAUAAAUCAGGCUUUCAGCUUGCCAUAGCGUCCAGAACAAGUGCAAUAGCUGAAGCCAAUGAAUUAACCAAAUUGUUCAACUGGGACCAGUAUUUUCAGUACAGACAAAUUUUUCCUGGCAGUAAAAUAACACAUUUCAAGAAGCUGCAUUCUUUAAGUGGAGUUCCUUAUGAAGAGAUGCUCUUCUAUGAUGAUGAGCAUAGGAAUAUAUUGGAUGUUUCAUCUUUAGGUGUUACAUGCAUGUUGGUCCCUGAUGGAAUCAGCCAGAAGGCAUUUCAGGAAGGGUUGGAACUUUUCAAAAAUAGGAAAGCCAAGACAAAACAAAAUAACAAUUAAAAUUAGUACUUUUUUUUUCUAUCCCUAUAGUUGUUCUUUUCUCCAACUGAAAUGAACAUAUUUAGAUGGAAAGUUAUAUGUACUGUACUGGUUAAUUUAUUUUAGAGUGUGAUAUGUAAAUAGACAUUUUUUUUUUACAUUGAGCAUGAAGUGUUUAUAAAUUAAUUCCACCUGGAAUGGCCUAUUAUAUUAUAUAAAAUUUAAGUUAAAAAUAAAGGCAUUUAGAUGUUCUUUUUCCAUAUACUAGGACUAAUUCACGCAAAUGUUCCUUCUUCCAUAUUGCCAUUAGAGCAUGAAACAGGUUGCCUGAAUCAGCCUGGAAGACAAGUGACUUAGGAAGUCCCUAAUUAACUAGCAUGACUAGAUUAACACAUCAAUAGGCAGAUGACACAAUUAUCUUUUUUUUUUUUUU